This is a messenger RNA of Gambusia affinis (western mosquitofish), 3800 nucleotides long. RefSeq lists its product as uncharacterized. The transcript is spliced from 26 exons. Gene Ontology annotation, molecular function: protein binding. The record is from RefSeq and is a predicted model, not a curated record. NCBI's taxonomy places the organism in Eukaryota, Metazoa, Chordata, Actinopteri, Cyprinodontiformes, Poeciliidae. The coding region runs from base 95 to 3751 and encodes 1218 amino acids. Gene Ontology annotation, biological process: immune response. Gene Ontology annotation, cellular component: membrane attack complex.
GGGUUGGUAUACAUUUUUGACGUGCGAGAUAGCGCCCAAGGCUCGCCUCCACAUGUAAUCAAAACGGCGCGUCGGCAGACUGCGCGGUGACAAAAUGAGAAAAAAGGUGUCGGUGUCAAGGAGAUGUCAGGACGGCUGCGGAGACGGCAUAUUCAGCGCCGAGGUGGAGAGGAUGUCAGCGGAAAGCCUUAGGCCAUCCAGCCACACACUCGUGACAGCCUUCCCCUUCCCUCCGCCGUGCCGCCGCCACCCUGCAUCCGUCUCGUGGGGAGGAGGGCUUCGGCGGAUUGUGGGUCAGGACCGCACGGAGGCGGGGCUUAUUAAGCGUUUCCGUGGAGAUGGCGUGCGCUACAAGGCCAAGCUGAUUGGGAUUGAUGAGGUGACAGCCGCGCGUGGGGACAAGCUGUGCCAGGACUCCAUGAUGAAGCUGAAGGGAAUGGCUUCGUCAGCGCGCUCCAAGGGGGAGCACAAGCAGAGGGUCUUCUUGACCGUCUCGUUCGGCGGGAUAAAGAUUUACUGCGAGAGAUCAGGGGUGCUUCUGCAUCACCACUCGGUCCAUGAGAUCAGCUACAUCGCCAAGGACACCAGGGACCACCGGGCCUUUGGGUACGUCUGCGGGAAGGAGGGCCACCACCGGUUUGUGGCCAUCAAGACGGCGCAGUCUGCGGAGCCGCUGAUCCUUGACCUGCGCGACCUCUUCACGCUGAUUUAUGACAUCAAACAGCGGGAGGAGAUGGAGAAGAAGGCUCAGAAGGACAAACACUGUGAGCAGGCCGUCUACCAGACCAUCCUCGAGGACGAAGUGGAUGACCCGGUGUACCAGUACAUAGUGUUUGAGGCUGGACACGAACCCCUCCGUGGCCCCCAGUCAGAGGAGAGCGUUUAUCAGGUCCCAACCAGUCAGCAGAAGGAAGGGAUCUAUGACGUUCCCAAACGCCAUUUCAUGACUAACAUCAACCACUUUGAUCUUUUCGGGGACAUGUCCACCCCUCCCUCGAUGCCCCCGUCACCUGCCAACACGCUGGACCCGAACCGGAGCAGCCGCCAGCAGCAGCAGCAGCAGCACACCCCCGCUGAGCUGUACGCCCCCUUCAGCCCGACCUCCGUGCCGUCAGGUUACAUGACCAUGGGGCCGGUCCAAGCGGCUCAGUGGGCCCAGCAGCCGUUUCCCGGCCAGGCUCAGACUUUGGCCUUCCCCGUUCAGGGCCCCCUCCAGGUGGCUCAGGUCCUCCCCGGCGGUCAGCCCAUCAUCCUGAGCCAGGCCAACAUUUUCCCCACCACUCAGCAGCAGUGGGCGGCCAUGGCUGCGUAUAUGCCGGCCCAGACGGUGGGAGUCGGGGGCCACGGCAUACCAGCUGCCAUGCUCCAAGGACUGGUCCCCAUUACCACCGUGUGCCCCCAAGCGUGUGACCUGUCGGCGCCUUCCUCGGCCAUCACCAGCCCCCAUCACAUGGCCGAUCCCGCCCUGCUCCAGAGGCAGCUCAGCCUGGGGAAGGAAGGACUGGGCGUGGACUUGGACGCGGGCGAGGGCCCGUCCACGUCGGGAGCGGGACCCGGCGUGGUGUCCGGAGGGGCGAGCAGGUGCGGAACCCCUGGCCUCAUGAGUGCGCCUGACACGCUGGUCUGCAGUCAGCUGCUGCCGCCACAGGCAGCAGCCAAUCAGGAGGAAGAAGGUAGCUGUAGCGACCUUGAUCUGUCCAGGAUGACUUUGAGCCCAGGAACGUCCACCUCACCAUCAACCGAAUCACCAUCCACACCUGCCCCUCAGCAGAGCUCGUCUUCAGACUGCCCCCCCUCCCAGGGCAGUGACCCCCCGACGGAUCACUCCCCAGUUGACCCGGAGGGACUCCCCAGCAACACCAGGGAGGAACAAUCAGGUUGGGCGAGCUCGGACUCUCCGGUGCCGAGCGAAGCCGGCGAGCCGACGGAUCAGACGGCCGGUGACGCCGGAGUCGAUGCAGACGUCUACGUGACGCACACAAUCAUGUCUUCUGUGAUGAUGCAGCCGAGCAGAUUCAGUUCCCACAGCUGCCUGCUCGCUCUGACGCUCAGCUUGGUGCUGCUAAGUCAGUUUCCUCGAACAGCAGCAAGUGAUGAGAACUCCAGUGUUCGUGAAGCCCGUUCAGUGGGCAACCGGGUGCUAGUUCAGCCGGUGGACUGUGUUUUAUCGGAGUGGAGCCGUUGGUCCCGCUGUGACACCUGCACAAAGAAGAAAUACCGCUAUGCUAAACUGGAGCGGCCAUCUCAGUUUGGAGGAGAGCCAUGCUACCUUCAUGGCGCCCAGGAGGAACGCUGCGAGGUUCCAGCCCGCUACACCUGCGAUAACGUACCUCUGUGUGAGGGAUUCCUCUGCACACAAACAGGUCGCUGUGUCCACAGAACCCUGCAGUGUAACGGAGAGGACGACUGUGGGGACAUGUCCGACGAGGUCGGCUGCACGAAGACGUCCAAGCCCUGCAGGGUGGAGGCAGAAGAGUACUGGGGAAUAGAAAAUCUGGCCAAAGGAAUAAACGUCCUGAACAGCCACCUGGAAGGCGUGGUGCUGGAUAACAGAUACUAUGGAGGCGGCUGCCUGCCUCACUACAUCCAGGAUGUCCCGUUCAGGAAGCCUUUCAACCUGCAGCAGUACACGUUGCAGACGAGAGGCUCGUACGAUUUCACCCUGCAGUCAUUCGAGUCGUACUCUGACUACAUGGAACACACUUUCAGGGAACGGAUGACCAAAACCUCUUUCUCCAUUGGCUUCGGCGUUCCGGGCGUUUUCAACUUUGGGUUCAAUUUUGACUCCUCCAAAUACAGCAAGUCUAUCAGCAAGAUUCGACGUGCCUCCGGAGCUACGAACAGCUUCAUUCGAGCCAAAGCGGAGCUGGAGCUGGCCCAGUACAUCCUGAAGGCCGACGGCUUGGUGCUUCACCCGGAGUUCCUGCAGCGCCUUCGCUCUCUGCCGCAGGCGUACGUUUAUGGAGAGUACAGACAGAUCUACAAGGACUACGGCACCCACUACAUCACCGAGGCCGCCCUCGGAGGAGACUUCGAGCACACGACCAUCCUGAACAAAGAGAAGCUGGAGAAGUCAGAUUAUAAUUUGGACCAGUACAAGUCUUGCCUGCAGGUAGGCUUCAACGUUGGGGCGGUCAUUAAAGGAGUUCCUGUAUCUGUGGGCGCUGGAGGUGGAUCCUGUGAUGGACUUCUGAAUGAAAUGGGAGAGGACACGAAGAACGGGGAGAUGGUGGAGGACUUUGUUGCCGUCGUACGGGGCGGAAGCAGUGAAUCCAUCACUGCUUUGUUGUCUCAGAAGCUUCCCAGCGAACAGCUGAUGAAGCUCUGGGGUGAAGGCGUCCGUUACAACCCGGACUUCAUCCGCAUGACAACCAAGCCGCUGUACGAGCUGGUGACUUCCAGAGACUUCGUCCAGGCCGACAGUCUGAAGAGGAACUUGAAGAGAGCUCUGUCCGAGUACCUGGCUGAGGCCAGCGCCUGUCGCUGUGCUCCCUGUCACAACAACGGAGUGGCUGUUCUAAAAGGCACAAGAUGCGAGUGCGUGUGUCCUACUGGCUACACCGGACGGAGCUGCGAAAUCACUUUCAGGCAAAAAGCGUUGGGCAUCGAUGGUGGCUGGAGCUGUUGGGGAGCGUGGUCAUCCUGCAGCGGGGGUCAGAUCACCCGGAGUCGACAGUGUAGCAACCCGGCACCAAGCAGCGGCGGCCUCCCGUGCAGAGGGCUGCAGCAGGAGUCCACCGACUGCUUUUAAAGUCACAGGUGUUACAAGAAGAGAAAGUGAAUAAAGUAUCUACCAAACA